Messenger RNA from Schizophyllum commune H4-8, 1968 nucleotides. Its product is annotated as Pkinase-domain-containing protein. Bases 238 to 1779 code for a protein of 513 amino acids. Gene Ontology annotation, molecular function: ATP binding; protein kinase activity. Lineage: Eukaryota; Fungi; Basidiomycota; Agaricomycetes; Agaricales; Schizophyllaceae. Gene Ontology annotation, biological process: protein phosphorylation. The record is from RefSeq and is a predicted model, not a curated record. The transcript has 12 exons.
CACCGCAUUGCUUGUCAUCGACCACCACAUCUCCUGUCUUUGUCCUCGUCCCCGUUCACGUCUUUGAACGAAUCCGCGCAUCUCAUCAUCUCACGCCCAUCGCGACGAACGCCAACACCGCGAACGAAAGGGAUCUUGCCGGACGCACGGCUAGCUAUACACCUUGUCUUGUGCGACGCGAAUCGGCAGCAGAGAAUACUACACAUCUGAGCAGAGCGUGCUAACGAAGAAUACGACAUGGACACGCGCAACCAGGACCCCGAGGAGCUCUACGUCAAGCAGGACAGAAUUGGCAAGGGCUCCUUUGGCGAGGUCUACAAAGGCUACGACAAGCGCACCCAAAAGACAGUCGCGAUCAAGAUCAUCGACCUUGAGAGCGCGGAGGACGAGAUUGAGGAUAUCCAGCAGGAAAUUCAGAUCCUCUCGCAGCUGGACUCGCCCCAUGUCACCAAAUACCAUGGCUCGUACUUGAAGGGCUCCAACCUAUGGAUUGUCAUGGAGUUCUGCUCGGGCGGGUCGUGCUCAGAUCUGAUGAAACCCGGCGUCUUCCGCGAGGAGUACAUUGCCAUCAUCCUCCGCGAGCUGUUGCGCGGUCUAGAGUACCUCCACACUGAGGGGAAAUUGCACCGCGACAUAAAGGCGGCGAACGUGUUGCUCUCCGCGGGUGGGGAGGUCAAGCUGGCCGAUUUCGGCGUGUCGGGGCAGCUUUCGGGGACGCUAUCGGCGAAGAAGAAUACGUUCGUGGGGACGCCGUACUGGAUGUCGCCUGAGGUCAUCAAGCAAAGUGGAUACGAUCACAAGGCGGACAUCUGGAGUUUGGGUAUCACCGCCAUUGAACUGGCGAAGGGCGAACCUCCGUAUGCCGAACUCCAUCCGAUGAAGGUCCUUUUCCUUAUUCCGAAGAACCCUCCGCCGACUUUGGAGGGCAACUUCUCGAGAUCAUUCAGGGAGUUCGUGUCGUACUGUCUCCAGCGGGAUCCUCGCGACCGACCAUCUGCCAAGGAGCUGUUGAAGCACAAGUUCAUCCGGAUGGCGAAGAAGACGAGCUACCUGACUGAACUCAUCGAACGGCACGAGCGAUGGAAAGCCGAAGGCGGUGGCCGUGCAGAGGAAGACGAGCAGGAUAUGGUCAAUGAUCUCCCACAGAGCGGUGAUCCCGAAGACCUUUGGGACUUCGGUACCGUGCGCCAUGUGAGCACCGUCGGCCGGUCACAGAGCAACAUUCAAGUCUCUGGCCCUCCCUUAACAUGGGAGAACGACGACAAACUAUCGCGCGCGUCUGACUCUUCUUCCAUCCGCGUCGCUACACAGCGCGGUGUCGGUGGCUCGACGUCUUCGCGAGCCUCGUCGACAACAGCGAAGGGCGAUCUGCCGCCUUUGCCACCGCAGGCGCAGUCACGCAAGUUCGAUACGCAGUCGACCGUGCGACAUGCGCCGACGGCGGCAGCGAAGUCGGGGCAUGCACCGAGAGAACCCUCGGAUGAGUAUGAUGAUUAUGGAGAUCAGUAUGUGGACGAUGAGGCGGUGGACAAUUUGAACGGCAAGUUUUCGGGCGUGCAGUUGGAGGACGAUGAGGUUGCGGACACGACGAUGCUGGAUUCGGUCAUCUUGCCUGCGAUAGCAUCGCUCUUCCCGCGCGUCGCAUCGCAAGAAGCGCGGAUAGCGUUGAGCGCUUUGCAGCGCGCAUUCACGGAAGCGGAGCGCAUCAUCCCAGGAGUGACGCUCGAGUUCGUGAACGAGAUCGUGGACUCUGUCGAGCACGUCGAGGACGAUCGAUGAGCGAAUGCUGUAUUACCCUCGGCUCAUGGCAUACAUACUCUGUGCAUGGGUUCGCCAGGAUCUAAUCGUUACCCAUAUACCUGGACCCUCCCUUGUUUUCGCGCAAUCGUACACGCUCUUGGCAACAUCUGCUCGCACCCAUGUACUGUAUCUCCGCUCUGUCCUGCAAUGCAAUACAUUUGGCUGGAA